Monascus purpureus is the source of this 2444-nucleotide messenger RNA. Lineage: Eukaryota; Fungi; Ascomycota; Eurotiomycetes; Eurotiales; Aspergillaceae. The record is from the annotation of a GenBank genome assembly.
CAGCCUCCUAGUUGGGAUUCCUCGCUUGGUCUCUGCUGUCUUAAAUUCCUUGUCACUGUGACUGUUGGCGUUGCUGGCUGCUGCUCCUCCGGCUUCAACCCCUGCCCAGCCUGUCUCCCGUUAUCAAUCGCCAUCGCCAUCCUCACCGUCGCCGUCACAUCUUCUGGUAUUAUUUCUCGAACCUUGUCUUUGAUGAUUGACCCGCUUAGUCUCUCGUUCUUCGCCUAUCCCAAUAGCUCUUUUACCCACCAUCGUCCGUUCGCCCCCCCCACACCGCGUCUCCAACGUCGCCCACCGCCACCAGAUACCCCUGCAUUUCGUCAAAAUAAAAUCGCACCAUUAUCUCUUUUCGUCUUUGCCUCGAUUCUUUUCUUUCUUUUCCUUCUUAUAUACCCCAUUCCUGCGUGAUCCGUCUGCACAGACUGUGCGACGUGCCCCUACCGCGUUGGAGACGUGACUCCCAAGCUCGACGAUAAUAAUUACGCUCCUGUGGGGGAUAUCCGAUACCGUUUUUUUGUCCUUCGCCUUUUCGGAUUGUUCAUAAGUACUAGAAUUCAUUAUGGCUAGCGACCAGAAUAAGAAGCCAGCGGUGCUCAUUGUUGGAGGACUAGGAUUCAUUGGGCGUCAUCUCGCCCUCUACCUUCACGAGAAUCAGCUGGCAUCCGAAGUUCGUCUGGUUGACAGGGUACUGCCUCAGCUGGCCUGGUUGGCGCCUGAAUUCGAAGAAGCUUGCUCCAGGGAUAAAUUCGUCCAGGCCGAUGCUAGUCGUGAACAACAUUUUCCACGGAUAUUUGACCGCGCAAACGGCGAGCAAUUCGACUAUGUGAUCAACUGCGGUGGAGAUACCCGAUAUUCCCAACCAGAUGACGUCUACCAACUCCGAAGUUACAACCUAACAGUCACUCUGGCCCGCGAGGUGGCCCGUCGUGGCAUCCGUUCUUUCGUCGAGUGCUCCACCGGCCACAUCUACAAACCUGGUUCUUCCCCACGGAAGGAAUCGGAUAAGCAAGAACCGUGGCACAACCUCGCCAAGUGGAAGUUAAAGGCCGGAGAAGAAUUACAGAAAAUCCCCGGUCUCAAUUAUGUUCUGCUGCGGUUGCCACUCGUCUACGGUCCCUACGACUCGGGGUACUUCGCCAUGGGUAUCUGCCUGGCUCGCGUGCACAAAUAUUUGGAAAAGGACCUUGUAUUCCUGUACACUAAGGAUCUGAAAAUCAAUACUCUGUACGUCAAGGAUGCUGCCAGUGCCUUAUGGGCAGCAGCUGAGUGGAGGGCCAGCAAGGGCCCUGUCUCGUCUGAAAACCCUUCGAUCCCCCUACAAUUCAACGUUGUCGACCACAAUGAUACCCGACAGGAACACGUAGCCAAGGCUCUCAACGCAAUAUUUGAUCUCAAGGUCGAUUUCUUGGGUUCCCUGGGGUCUCAGAUUGCCAAACUCAAUCUUGACGAUGUCAUAGAUGACAUGAACGAGGAGACAUUGCAGGGUUGGGCAGAACUGUUGGAGAACAGCCAUGUUGAGCGUCCCGGUCCCAUCAGUCCAUUCCUCGAGCGGGAAGUUAUCAGAGACCAGGACAUGAGUCUCGACGGGUCUCUGUUCGAGUCAACUACUGGCUGGAAACCUUCCCGAGAACGUCUCGACGUAGACGGUAUUAGGGAAAUGGUUGACAGCUACAAACGCAUGGGAUGGUGGCCAUGACAGCUGUCAAAUAUUUAGCGAGCGCCACUAUUGUUGUAUUCUAUUUUCUUUGUAUUUUUCUUUCCCCCCCAUUUUCUACUCGCCUUACUUCAUUUACAUUUUUCUUUCCUUUUUUUUUUGUCUAAUUUUAUUGCGGUUCGAUUCCCUUCCAGCACAAUGGCCAGGUAGCCAGGAUGAUUUAUUUACGAAUAACCUCCCUCAUACCGCGAACGCAUCUGCUUUACUUUACCUACUUACCUAUCCAUCUAUAUAGCAAUGCAGAUCCUCACCAUCAUCAUCAUGUGUCAGAUUGCGUGUAAUUAUAGUGCAUUUCCAGCUUUCCCGUUUAUAUUCUUUGCUAUUCACUGCCACGGUUUUACUUUUACUUUUAUUAUUAUUAUUAUUAUUAUUUUGGAUCUCUACCUGUAUCCUUCCAGCAUUUGUCAUUCUUACCUUUCUCAUUAAUUAACACCGAGGAUGGCGAUAUAUGAUGCAAUAUUUACCUCUUCGCUUCCUGCUUCAAUUCUAUCUAACCAACCGGCCUCUCUCCCCUUCUUUUUUUCUCUUCCUUUCUUUUCUUCAAGGUUCUGGGUCGAAUCUCGUCUAACCUAUUCGUGCCUAUAUCCCCCCCUUUGUUUAUUUGGAUGAGGCGUUAAGAAACUUGCCAGUUAUUGCCAUGGCUUUGGUUUAUUAGUCUAGUUGAGCGUUGCUUGCUUGAGAUUGUAUAAUAUAGAAUAAAUAAUAAUACUAGAUAUAUAGUGGUAAUGAG